AUGCUGCAGAGAGACCUCCUUCCGCCGCUGCAGCAAAAGGUAAGCGACGCGGUGUCCAGGCUUGGUGACAAGGAUGUCAUCGGCAUGCUCUUGGCCGGUUCUUGGGAUUCCGUACCUGAGGUUUCUGCGCAGUUUCGUUUGCGCCUUGGCCCAGAUCUAGCCGAUGCAGUCGCCACGGAGGAGCUUCCAGGGAUGCUGCGACUGCUCACUGCAAUGCCGGACACCGUCGCUGCAGCACAAGGCGACUGGGCGGACGAACCCAGUGGUCAGCUGCUCAUGGCAUUGCGGCAGAAGGUUUUGACGACAGUUUCGUCGAUGACGUGCUCGGAUCUGGCUGACUGCUUCUGGUGCUUAGCAGAAGCUGGGCUCGCAUCCUUGCCGCUGCAGCAUGCCGUCACAGAACUGGUGGCGCGGGAGGCGCCACGUUGGCGACGGAAGUCCUACGACCCACCGCUUUGGCAGUUUCUCUAUGCCUUUGCAAGGAUGCAGGUGCAGGACUGCAUGGUCGCGCAGCUCUCAAUUCCAUUAGAGAGUAGCUAUCGAUGGAAGCAGGCCUACUGGUCUUGGGGUUGUGAUCGGCGAAUCGCAGCAAUGUUACAAGACGGAGGCCUGGCUCGCAUUUUGAUCACCAAGACCUUCUUCGAGGUGGCGCCAUUGACACCGAAAGUGAAGCGUUCGCAGUCGUGGCCGCGAGAUCCCGAGAGGCGUGAGUCGAUCUAUUCGGAGAGCUGGUCAUGGACCGGGUCGGAGGUCUCCGAGACAUGCAAACAGAGUCCAAGCCCUCAUGGUCGGCAAGAAGUGGACAUGCACAUGGAGUCAGCCAGCCCUUCUGCUUGGAAUGACGUGUAUGGACUGCCUGCCGAGCAUCCUGGGUGGGAGAUUGCUUCUAAGCUCAUGAUCCGUAACCUGCCAGCCAGGUGCUCGCAUGAAGAGCUUGAGAAGUUCGUCAAGGCUUCCACAGGUGCCACCUUCCAACUCUCAAUGCCUUUGAACCAGAGUGGAAGGAAUCGUGGAUACGCUUUCAUCAUCGUCUCGGACAUCUCAUCCCUUCGCGAUCUGGUGAGUGCUUUGUGGGGCAAGCGUGUGCCAAGCAGGAACAGCAUGCGCCCAAUUAUGCUGCAGCCGGGAAACUGGGAUCAGAUGCGUCGGCGAUCUUUGGCGUGA
Molecule: messenger RNA, 1164 nt
Organism: Symbiodinium sp. CCMP2592
Lineage: Eukaryota; Dinophyceae; Suessiales; Symbiodiniaceae
Source: the annotation of a GenBank genome assembly